AUGCGCAAAAGCAAGAAUAACGAUUUCAAAACUCCCUUUAUAGUUCCUCAAGAUAGUCUUCCCUUUAAGAGUAUCAAGUAUUCAGUCACGUAUCCAGCAAAGCGCAAUAAAAUCGAUGAUUCAGUUAAGAAUUCUCGUCUUUUAAAACCUUUAGGAAAGAACAACGUUGUUUCCGACGCGGAGGAUAAUAUUGAACUUCCUCACAAAAAACCAAAAGAAGGGAACUUCAAUGAUAAUUUACCUGUCUCUUCCCCUCCUAAAAAGAUUAGCUGUAUUAGCUCAACCUUUUCAUUAAAAAAAUUGUCGCGUCCUUUUAAAGUUCCUACAUUUAUUAGAAAUGUUGAGCCUCAUAACGGUCAACAACGUCCACUAUCCCAUAAGCACCUUGCCUUUGUAAGACCAGCACAUAAUCCUAAGGCGGAAAACGCGAUUAUACUUUAUGAUCCCUUGGAUAAUAAAGAUCAGGAUAUUAAAAAGAAGGAUAAAUCCGUGGCGGAAAUUUUAGGGACUAAAAAUCCGGCUAAUCAAGAAGUUCCUGUCAUUGUUGAUCCAAUUUUGGGGCAAAAACUUCGUCCUCAUCAGGUUGAAGGCGUAAAGUUUCUAUAUAAUUGUACCACUGGAAGGACCGUAGAAGGAGCUUUUGGGUGUAUAAUGGCAGAUGAAAUGGGUCUUGGAAAAACUCUUCAAUGUAUCGCCCUUCUGUGGACACUACUUAAACAGUCUCCUGAAUUUAACAAGAAAACAAUAGAGAAAUGUAUCAUCGCAUGUCCAUCAAGUCUUGUGACAAAUUGGGCUAAUGAAUUUGUUAAAUGGCUAGGAUCUUUACGAAUCAAACCGCUAGUAAUCGAUAACAAAGGAGGGAAAGAAAAUGUGAUGAAAGAUCUGAAACAUUUUGCCGAUGCUCAGGGUCGAAUGAUUAUUAAUUCUGUUUUGAUCAUUUCAUAUGAGACAUUACGUGCAAAUAUUGUGGAAUUAAAGGAGUGUAAGAUUGGUCUUCUCUUAUGCGAUGAAGGUCAUCGCCUAAAGAAUUCAAAUUCGUUGACGUUCCAGGCUUUAAAUUCGCUACAGGUACAACGAAGAGUUAUUUUAUCCGGUACACCAAUUCAGAACGAUCUCUCCGAAUAUUUCUCGCUUUUAAACUUUACCAACCCUGGACUUCUUGGUACGCCCAACGAAUUUCGCAGGAAUUACGAGAAUCCUAUCCUUCGUGGUAGAGAUGCUGAUGCAUCUGAACAUGAACGAUACAUUAGUGAUCAAAAGUUAGCAGAAUUGUUGAGUGUUGCGAGCAAGUUUAUUAUAAGGCGAAGUAACGACAUUUUAUCAAAAUAUUUACCCGUAAAAUACGAACAUGUCGUAUUUUGUCGCCUAAGCGAGUUCCAAUUAUCACUAUACGAAUUGUUCAUGACAUCUCCUGAAAUCCAACGUCUCUUGCGUGGUAUCGGUUCACAGCCUCUUAAAGGUACACAUUCUUUAAUUGUAUAUCUGGACGCUAGUUUUCCAUAUAUUAACAUGACACGUCACUUUACAGCUAUAACUAUCCUUAAAAAGUUAUGCAAUCAUCCCGACUUGCUUGAUCUUCCAGGAGAUCUUAAAGGAUCGGAAACAUGUUUUCCGCAAGAUUAUUCAAUAAAGGAAAAGGCACGAAUAGUUAAACCGGAAUUUUCUGGAAAAAUGUUGGUUUUGGAUAGAAUGUUAUCAAAAAUUAAGGACGAGUCAGAUGACAAGAUCGUCUUGAUUUCAAAUUAUACGCAGACACUAGAUCUUUUCGAAAAAUUAUGCCGGAUGAGAAGAUACGCUUGUCUGCGGCUUGAUGGUUCGAUGUCGAUAAAAAAACGACAGGAACUUGUAAAUCGAUUUAACGACCCGAAAAGCCCAGAAUUCGUGUUUCUCCUGAGUAGCAAAGCGGGUGGAUGUGGCAUAAACUUAAUUGGAGCAAAUCGUCUUGUAUUAUUUGAUCCUGAUUGGAAUCCUGCUUCUGAUCAACAAGCAUUGGCAAGGGUUUGGAGAGACGGACAAAAGAAAGAGUGUUUUAUAUAUCGAUUUAUCGCGACUGGAACGAUUGAAGAGAAAAUCUUCCAACGUCAAUCACACAAGCAAUCUCUCUCAUCAUGUGUUGUUGAUGAGGAAGAAGGCGUUGAAAGACACUUUUCACUUGAAUCUUUAAGACGUCUGUUCCAAUUCGAUCCGGAUACCAUGUGUGACACUCAUAGCACUUUUAAGUGCAAAAGGUGUAUUAAUGGAAUUCAAAGUCUUCCAAGGCUUCCCAGCGAAAAUAUGAGUUAUGGUGACACGAGCUCAUGGGAUCAUUUUUCUGGGGGAACUGAUCUUCUUAAGACUCGAGACCCAAUUCUGAAGUUGGAAGCUAAUCAAGGAGUUGUUUCUUAUGUUUUUCAAUAUAAGUCUCAUUAA
This is a messenger RNA of Funneliformis caledonium, 2409 nucleotides long. Lineage: Eukaryota; Fungi; Glomeromycota; Glomeromycetes; Glomerales; Glomeraceae. The record is from the annotation of a GenBank genome assembly.